Messenger RNA from Phytophthora sojae, 225 nucleotides. RefSeq lists its product as hypothetical. The record is from RefSeq and is a predicted model, not a curated record. The annotation marks the transcript as partial. NCBI's taxonomy places the organism in Eukaryota, Oomycota, Peronosporomycetes, Peronosporales, Peronosporaceae. The transcript has a single exon.
CUGUGUAAUGUAGCACGGGAGGGGAAAGCCAAAACCUGCUUCCAGAUCUGGCACACUGACUGGAGCAACGGAAACGACAUCCCGAAGGCGCCCCUGCAAGAGCACAAAAUCCGCAAUCGGCCGCCGCCCUCGCGCCCUGGUCAGAAGCGACGUCACAUCACACAAGGGGUGCGUCGCGGAGUCCGAAGGAACGGCGGGAGCAGAUGGAGGUGGCGCGUCGGCUAG